Messenger RNA from Alexandromys fortis (reed vole), 2181 nucleotides. RefSeq names its product transmembrane protein 52B (gene Tmem52b). The record is from RefSeq and is a predicted model, not a curated record. The transcript has 7 exons. Lineage: Eukaryota; Metazoa; Chordata; Mammalia; Rodentia; Cricetidae. Bases 299 to 877 code for a protein of 192 amino acids.
UCAUGUACCUGAAAAGUUUUCAGCUCUCUGCAGGGCUUCUUGGAGGUUCACGUUCUGUUGCAGAAGUUCUUCCUGCUCUUUGGAUUUCUCCUUCAGCUCCAAGGAAAGCCUCAUGUUACUGAACUAGACUCAAAUGAUCCCCUUGCCUUCAGCCUCCUGAGUAGAUGAAACCGCAGCUGUAAGUACUGUGGCUGGUUCUCAAGGGACAACAUCACAGUACUGCUUUGAGAGGGGAAUUCUGGACCACGAAGAUCCACAUGGCACUGAGCAUGGAUAGAAUACAGCAGAUGCACCCAGCAUGACGCUUCUGGACCAGGUGUUCAGUCUCAUGGCAGUCCGCACCCGAGUGGUGAUGACCUCUGUCCUGGUUUACUUCAUCCAGCUUUCUGGAGCCAGAUGUGAGGAGAAUUGUGUCAACGCUGAACAUUGUUUGUCCACUGACUGGGUGCAUCUCUGGUAUAUAUGGUUGCUGGUGGUAGUUGGUGAGUUGCUUCUCCUGUGCGGCCUGACUUCAGUAUGCUUCCGCUGCUGUCUAAGCCGUCCGGAAAAUGGGGAAGAUGGGGCCCCACCACCCUAUGAAGUGACCGUCAUUGCUUUUGACCAUGACAGCACUCUCCAGAGUACCAUCACAUCACUUCAGUCUGUGUUUGGCCCUGCAGCUCGGAGAAUACUGGCGGUGACUCAUGCACACAGCUCCCUGGGCCAGCUGCCCCCCUCCAUUGACACACUCCCAGGCUACGAGGAAGCUCUUGGCAUGAGCCGCUUCACAGUGGCAAGGUGCGGGCCGAAAGCUCCUGACCUACCCUCAGUGCCAGAGGAAAAGCAGCUGCCUCCCCCAGGGAAGGACUCUCCUCAGCUGGAACUCCCAUCACACUGAUGGGCACAUUGAUGGUAUUUCUAAUAUCUAAGACAUCCUGGAGUUGAGAAAGAUAUAUAGAAUGCCUUCUCUUGUACCACCCAGAAAGGUUUAGGAUAUCAUCUAGACAUUGUUCUGUUCACAAGAUAGGUUCCCACUCUUUAUUUACAAUAUACUUUUCUGAGACACAAUUUUCUAAUUGGAAUUCUAACUCCUUAUCCAAUGGUCAAAGUUUGCAUCUCACCUCUAGCUAUGUAGAUUACCACCAAAGCAGGGGAACAUUAAGGUAUCUGGAAAUCCUUCAACUAUGGCAUUCAUGUACAGUUCCUUCAACCAAAUAAUACUGCAAAUUGCUCUUCUCUCUGCUUGACUGCAGUAACGUUGAAGGGAAACACAAUGCAGGCACAGUCAUUGAUAUCAGUGUACCAAACACAUGCAUCUUUCCUUCAAGGGAAUGACCACCAUUAUACUGAACAACAAUGGCCACCUGGACUUUGUAGAUUGCAGGGCUGGGGGUGCUAAUAAGAGGAGAGAUUAUAGAAUAGCCUGUGCCACAUGUCAAAACCUUUCUAUCUCUUUGGUCCUAUACACAAGUGUGACAUAUGGGUAUAGAGAACAGAAAUGGUCCUAGAAACUCUUCAGAGCCUUGUCCUGCAAACAUAUGCAUGCACACAUGCAGAGAGAGAGAGAGAGAGAGAGAGAGAGAGAGAGAGAGAGAGAGAGAGAGAGAGACUUGCACUUCCUUUUAGACUAAGAAAAAAAGCAUUGCUUUGCUUUUUCCUGUUUUAAGAUUUAAGUUUAGAGUGACUCCUAAUGGGCCUUGCUGCCAUCUAGUGGAGCUGUAGCCCAGAAUGCAUUUCCUCCAUUGAGUUCCUCUGCACCUCUCCAGUGCUCCAAAUACUUAAAUGCUACCCUAAGCCUAGAACCUUCCACAGUACCACCUUGAUGAGUGAGUAGUGCCAGGCAAUGUUGGCCAAAUACUACCUUCUAAAAUACUGUCAUCACAAUCAGAAAAGUGAAAUGUACCCUGGAAAAAACUACCUGGGAAAGUUACUGAAAUCUUGGAAGAUGGAUUUUUCUCAUCUCUAAAUUAGACAACAUUGUACACAACCAAGAACACAAAUACCCAAGGCAUGAUUUGUAGAGUAUGUGUGUGUUAGUUACUUCUUACUAUUCUUUCUGUUGUCAUUUGCUCUUCAGCAGCCUGCGGUGACUCCAUUGAGUUUUACAUUCUGGUUUGUCCUUUUGCUUGUCUGCUAUGUUAUUGUAAAGUCAUACCUAAAGUGAUUUUGUUUUAUCAAUAAACAUGCCUUGAUUGAGAUAAA